AUGUCCAAGGUCACGCUCGCACUCGUUGCCGCAGGCGGCGCUGCAUUCGGAGCAGCAACCACAGCUGCCUUAUUCCCUCGUAAAACAGCAGGCCCAGUCAGCGUCAACACUCCGACCGCUCCCCUUUCUACUCCCGUCAACCCGCCGUUGGCUGUCGGCAAGCCUGCAGGUGUUCAGCAAGCUCUUGCUGCUGCUGCCAGACCCGUCGAUCCCAAUGGACUCUACCAAUAUGGAUUCCCUGGCCCUGUGUCCGACCUGAGAGCCGCCGCGUCCUUGACCUCUGCAUACGACCGCCGAACAAGAAACCCUGCAUGGGUCGUCGAGCACAUCACUCCUGAGUCGCUCAAGAACAGCAACGCAGACCGCAAGCACUCGGUCUUUGUCGAGGACGAGGCCAUUCCAGAAAAGUUCCGUGCUAAGCUCAAGGACUACUUCCGUAGCGGCUAUGAUAGAGGUCACCAGGUGCCUGCUGCCGAUGCCAAAUGGUCGCAGCAAGCCAUGGACGAUACGUUCGCCUUGAGCAACAUGUGCCCUCAGGUCGGCGAGGGCUUCAACAGAGAUUACUGGGCUCACUUUGAGGACUUCUGCCGUCGUUUGACCGGACGUUACCCUUCGGUUCGCAUUGUGACUGGACCUUUGUACUUGCCAAAGAAGGAUGCAGAUGGCAAGUGGAGGGUUAGCUACGAGGUUAUUGGCAACCCUCCCAACGUUGCUGUGCCUACACACUUCUACAAGGUCAUCUUUGCCGAAGAUGGAAAGGUUGGCGGAAACGUCAGUCUGGGUGCUUUUGUCUUGCCCAAUGCGAAGAUUUCAAACGACAAGCCCCUUCAAGACUUUGAGGUACCCCUCGAGGCUGUGGAAAGAGCAUCCGGUCUUGAAUUCGCAUCGCUUCUUCCUCCCGCUCAAAGAAAGUCGCUGUGCAAGGAGAUCAAGUGCUCCAUCAUUGUCAAGGAUUACUCGCAGAGACAAAAGACGUUGGCCAACCCUCCUCCGCCUCCCAAGGCGAAUCUUUAA
Molecule: messenger RNA, 1014 nt
Organism: Aureobasidium melanogenum CBS 110374
Lineage: Eukaryota; Fungi; Ascomycota; Dothideomycetes; Dothideales; Saccotheciaceae
Exons: 2
Coding region: 1-1014 (337 amino acids)
Biological process (GO): apoptotic DNA fragmentation
Cellular component (GO): mitochondrial inner membrane; nucleus
Molecular function (GO): nucleic acid binding; metal ion binding; RNA endonuclease activity
Source: RefSeq, a predicted model, not a curated record